UCCACUCCGUUUAUGUCAGAUUAAUACAUUAUUGUCGUUAAUACGUUGUGCACGUGCUAAGAGCCAAACCAAAACAUUAAAAAAUAAUUACUCUCUGUAAUAUUGUUUUCCAAAGUUCCAGCCAUGGCCAUGCAUAAUAUCUUCACAGAUUUCUUUGUUUUUUCCUUCUUUGCCAUGUCAACCAGUUUUUCUCUAUGUAAGAGCCUCACUUUCACUUACCUGCUCAGCUCACAUCACUCUCUUUAACAUGAAGACACUUUCUUUCUUUCCGCCCUUCUUCCUAUUACUCAUUAUCCAUUCAGUUGCUCAUACAGUUGAGCUCAAUGGAUACUACUCACAUCCUGAUGAUACUGUCCACUUCGACACCGGCGGCCUCAGCAGAGACGCCUUCCCCGAAGGCUUCAUCUUCGGAACCGCCACCUCUGCUUAUCAAGUAGAAGGCAUGGCUGAUAAGGAUGGACGUGGCCCCAGCAUCUGGGAUGUUUUUGUUCAAAAACCCGGUAUUGUGGCCAAUAAUGGAACCGGUGAGAUAGCGGUGGACCAGUAUCACCGUUACAAAGAGGAUGUUGAUAUCAUGGCAAAUCUGAAUUUUGAUGCAUACCGGUUUUCGAUUUCAUGGUCCAGAAUUUUCCCAGAUGGAGCAGGGAAAGUUAAUUGGAAGGGAGUUGCAUACUACAAUAGGUUGAUUAACUACUUGCUCGAAAAAGGCAUUACUCCAUAUGCAAAUCUUUAUCACUAUGAUCUUCCAGAAACACUUGAGAAGAAGUACAAUGGAUUGUUGAGUGAGAAAGUGGUGAAAGAUUUUGCUGAUUAUGCGGAUUUUUGCUUCAAGACGUUUGGAGACAGAGUAAAGAACUGGAUGACAUUUAAUGAGCCUAGAGUGGUGGCUGCUCUUGGUUAUGACAAUGGCUUCUUUGCUCCUGGGAGGUGCUCCAAAGCUUUUGGCAAUUGCACGGUUGGAAAUUCUGCAACAGAGCCUUAUGUUGUUGCCCAUAAUCUGAUUUUAUCCCAUGGAGCUGCAGUUCAGAGAUACCGCGAAAAGUAUCAGAAAAAGCAAAAGGGAAGGAUUGGAAUUCUCUUGGAUUUUGUGUGGUAUGAGCCUCUUACAAGAUCAAAGGCAGACAAUUAUGCAGCUCAAAGAGCAAGAGAUUUUCAUGUUGGAUGGUUUAUACAUCCUCUUACUUAUGGUGAGUACCCAGAAACAAUGCAAAAUAUAGUUGGCAAAAGGCUACCCAAGUUCACAAAAGAAGAAUCAAUAGAUUUUGUGAGCAUUAACCAGUACACUACAUACUACAUGUAUGAUCCACACCUAACAAAAUCAAAGAACUUGGGCUAUCAGCUAGACUGGAACGCGGGAUUUGCUUAUGCAAAACAUGGCGUACCAAUUGGUCCAAGAGCAAAUUCUUAUUGGCUCUACAAUGUACCUUGGGGUUUGUACAAGGCCUUGAUGUACAUAAAAGAGCACUACAAGAACCCUACUGUCAUUUUGUCUGAAAAUGGCAUGGAUGAUCCAGGAAAUGUCACUCUUAAGCAGGGAUUACAUGAUACCACAAGGAUCAACUUUUACAAGGGAUAUUUGACUCAACUGAAGAAGGCUGUUGAUGAUGGAGCAAAUGUUGUUGGCUACUUUGCUUGGUCGUUGCUUGACAAUUUUGAAUGGAGAUUAGGCUACACUGCAAGGUUUGGCAUUGUCUAUGUUGACUACAACAAUCUGAAGAGGUAUCCAAAGAUGUCGGCCUAUUGGUUUAAGCAACUACUUAAACGAAACAAGCAUUAAAUAGCUUGAAUACUUUCAUGUUUCAGUUGUUCCAGUGGUGACAUUAAAACUCCAUGACCCCUAAGUCAAAUUAAUAAAUCUCCUAGGUAAUUGGAUAAUCAUUUAUGGUUA
Mangifera indica (mango) is the source of this 1888-nucleotide messenger RNA. RefSeq names its product beta-glucosidase 44-like. Gene Ontology annotation, molecular function: beta-glucosidase activity. Lineage: Eukaryota; Viridiplantae; Streptophyta; Magnoliopsida; Sapindales; Anacardiaceae. Gene Ontology annotation, biological process: carbohydrate metabolic process. The record is from RefSeq and is a predicted model, not a curated record.